AUGUCGGCUCGCAUCAUUGGGUUUCUUCUCGCUUUUUCCGGUUUUGUGAUCUUGCAAGCGCAUGCAGCCACGGACAACCACCAUGCUACUCACCAUCCACAUGCAACCCACACUGCGAAGCAGUACGCGGCUCAUCAAACCGGACAUCACUCCAGCGUAGCGCACAAGGGAAAACAGUUCCUCAAACUAGUUUUGGGCAUUGUUAUCGGAUGUGUUGUCGGGACGUUGCUACUUUGCGUCUGUUGUUGCCUCAUCUUUAGGCACCGAAAGAAAAGAUCGACUCGGGAUGCAACACAAAUGGAGUCGAAUAUGCCUACGAUCUCCGCACCGAUCUCCGCUCAAAUGCAAGACCCUCCUCUACCUCAAACAGGCGAGGCAGCGAGUUAUUAUCAUGGCGGCGAGGCUCCUAAAUACGGGUAUUCGGGAGACCAACAGAAUGUCGGUUAUCAAGGCUAUCAAGGCUACCAGAACUAUGAAGGAGCGCCGCCCCCAGGCCCCCCUCCCCAGGCUCACAUGGGAUUCCGCCAAUAG
Messenger RNA from Pleurotus ostreatus (oyster mushroom), 531 nucleotides. RefSeq lists its product as uncharacterized. NCBI's taxonomy places the organism in Eukaryota, Fungi, Basidiomycota, Agaricomycetes, Agaricales, Pleurotaceae. The record is from RefSeq and is a predicted model, not a curated record. The transcript has 4 exons. The coding region runs from base 1 to 531 and encodes 176 amino acids.